GAAGCGGAAGCGCGCCGUUGCUAAGGGGAAAAUGGCGGCGGCCGGCCCGGCUGCGGGCCCCGCGGACGAGCUGGUCUCGUCGGUGACGCUGUACCGCCGCCGGCCGCGGCUCCUCCACGGCACCGUGCUGCCCUUCGUGGCGGGGCUCUACCCGGCCUGGCUGUGGCUGUGGGGGCCGCGGGUGUGGGCAGCGUGGGGGGAGGAGGCGGCGGAACACCGGGAGGGCCCCGCGCCCCCCGAGGCCGCGCUGUUGGCCCUGGCCGCUAUCGGCGUGGUGCAUCUGCUGACGGCGCUCUCGGGGCUGUGGUCGGUGCACGCGCACUGCGCGCUCACCUGUGUGCGGGAGCCCAGUCCUAAGAAAGCCACAUUGGCUAAAGUUGUGCCAACCCCAAAUAACGGAUCCGUAGAACUAGUGCCGCUCCACAGAGACCAGGAUGAGGAUGGGCAGGAAGCUCUUUCCUUUGAAUUUCAGAAAAUCAAGUACUCGUAUGAGAUAAAUGGCAAGAAACAAUUUCUUCCUGUAGCUUUCCCUGUGGAGCAUCCCCUGUGUUAUUACCAGAAUGCCCGAGGCUACCAGGAAGACAAAGAGAUUCGAGCAGCGGAGAAGAAAUACGGCACAAACAAGGCUGAGAUGGUGGUGCCAGAGUUCUUGGAACUCUUUAAAGAAAGAGCUACAGCUCCCUUCUUCGUCUUUCAGGUGUUCUGUGUGGGCUUGUGGUGCCUGGAUGAGUACUGGUAUUACAGCGUUUUCACCCUCUCCAUGUUAGUUGCAUUUGAAGCUUCCCUGGUCCAGCAGCAAAUGAGAAACAUGUCAGAGAUCCGAAAAAUGGGCAACAAGCCAUACAUGAUCCAGGUUUACAGAAAUCGGAAGUGGCGACCCAUUUCCAGUGAUGAGAUUAUUCCAGGGGACAUCGUUUCCAUUGGCCGAUCUCCUCAUGAAAACCUAGUGCCAUGCGACGUGCUGCUGUUACGUGGAAGGUGUAUUGUAGACGAAGCUAUGCUGACAGGAGAGUCCGUGCCACAGAUGAAGGAGCCUGUGGAGGAUCUCAAUCCAGAGCACGUCUUGGACAUGCAGACAGACGCCCGGUUACACAUCAUAUUCGGGGGAACAAAGGUGGUGCAGCACAUCCCGCCCCAGAAAGCCAGCACAGGACUGAAACCUGUCGAUAAUGGAUGUGUGGCAUAUGCUCUGAGGACAGGCUUCAACACAUCUCAGGGGAAAUUGCUACGUACAAUCCUCUUUGGGGUGAAGAGAGUGACAGCCAAUAACUUAGAGACCUUCAUUUUCAUCCUGUUCCUGCUGGUCUUUGCCAUUGCUGCUGCAGCAUACGUCUGGAUUGAAGGCACAAAGGAUCCGAGCAGGAAUCGUUACAAGCUCUUCCUCGAGUGUACUUUAAUACUGACUUCGGUUGUCCCACCUGAACUUCCCAUUGAACUCUCUCUGGCUGUCAACACCUCCCUCAUUGCCUUGGCCAAGCUCUACGUGUACUGCACAGAGCCCUUCCGCAUCCCCUUUGCAGGCAAGGUUGAAGUUUGCUGCUUUGACAAAACUGGCACGUUAACCAGCGAUCACCUUGUAGUGAGAGGAGUAGCUGGGCUCAGGGAUGGGAAGGAAGUGACACCAGUAUCUGACAUUCCUGUAGAAACCCACCGAGCGAUUGCUACUUGCCAUUCACUUGUACAGUUGGAUGACGGGACGCUGGUGGGGGACCCGUUAGAAAAGGCAAUGUUGAUGGCUGUGGACUGGACCCUGACCAAAGAUGAGAAAGUUUUCCCCAGAAGUAUUAAAACUCAGGGACUGAAAAUUCACCAGCGCUUUCAUUUUGCCAGUGCCCUGAAAAGAAUGUCUGUCUUGGCGUCGUAUGAGAAGAUUGGCUCGACUGAUCUCUGUUACAUUGCAGCUGUGAAAGGGGCCCCAGAGACGCUGCACAAAAUGUUGUCUCAGUGCCCAAGCAACUAUCAUGCUGUCCACACAGAAAUUUCGCAUGAGGGGGCGAGAGUGCUGGCCCUGGGCUACAAGGAACUGGGGCACCUCACUCACCAGCAGGUGCGAGAGAUGAAGCGUGAAGCUUUGGAGUGCGAUCUCAGAUUUGCUGGAUUCAUUGUGGUUUCCUGCCCUCUCAAAGCUGACUCCAAAUCUGUCAUCAAGGAGAUCCAGAAUGCGUCCCACCACGUAGUGAUGAUAACAGGAGACAAUCCUCUCACUGCCUGCCAUGUGGCCAGGGAGCUCCACUUCCUCCAGAGGGAACACACCCUCGUUCUGCAGCCUCCUGCAAGCAAAGACUCCAGCUGGCAAUGGCAAUCCAUCGAUGGUGCUGUCGUGCUCCCGAUCUUGCCAAGCUCCUUGCGAGAGCUGACCCAGCAAUACGACCUGUGUGUGACCGGGGAAGGUCUCUCUCACUUGCAGGCUGUGAACAGGCAGCAGCUGCUGAAACUUAUACCGCACAUCCAGGUGUUUGCCAGAGUGGUGCCAAAGCAGAAGGAGUUCGUGAUCACUACAUUGAAGAGCCUGGGCUACGUCACGCUGAUGUGUGGGGAUGGGACCAACGACGUUGGAGCUCUGAAGCACGCAGAUGUGGGAGUGGCUCUGCUGGCAAAUGCUCCUGAGAGACUGCCCGAACGGAAGAAGAGACCUCGAGACGGACCCAGCGAUGGGAAGCCUGCUUUGCUGUCAAUGGGGAGCGGGACUGUGAAGCCCACGUCCCGGGGUGCCAAGCACAGAGUCAUGUCCCAAAGAGAGGAACAACUGGCCAUCCAGAGGGAGCGGAUUAGUCAGGUCCUGAAGGAUUUGGAAGAGGAGCGUGUGCCAGUUGUGAAGCUGGGUGAUGCCAGCAUUGCAGCCCCCUUUACCUCCAAGCUCUCCUCCAUUCAGUGCAUCUGCCACGUGAUCAAGCAAGGUCGUUGCACACUUGUGACAACACUCCAAAUGUUCAAGAUCCUUGCCCUGAAUGCCCUGAUCCUUGCCUACAGCCAGAGCGUCCUCUACUUGGAAGGGGUGAAGUUCAGCGACUUUCAGGCAACCCUGCAGGGUCUGCUGCUGGCUGGCUGCUUCCUUUUCAUCUCCAGGUCAAAGCCUUUGAAGACACUCUCCAAGGAGCGCCCGCUGCCAAACAUCUUUAACCUCUACACGGUCCUGACAGUGCUGCUGCAGUUCCUGGUGCAUUUCCUCAGCCUCAUUUACCUGUACCGUGGCGCGCAGGUGCGCAGCGAUUCCAAACGGGAGGAGUUUGUGGAUCUGUACAAGGAGUUUGAGCCCAGCCUGGUGAACAGCACUGUGUACAUCAUGUCGAUGGCAAUGCAGAUGGCCACCUUUGCUAUUAACUACAAGGGCCAUCCUUUCAUGGAAAGUCUGCAGGAGAACAAGCCUUUGCUGUGGAGCAUCAUCCUUUCAGGCCUUGCCAUUGUGGGCCUGCUCACCGGCUCUUCUCCGGAGUUCAAUGAACAGUUUGGCUUGGUAGAAAUCCCUACUGAGUUUAAGAUUGUGAUCACGGAAGUGUUGCUGGCUGACUUCUUCCUCGCCUUGUUAGUGGACCGAAUUCUUCAGUUUCUGCUGGGGAGCGCGAAACUUAAAGUGCCUUCCUGAAACCGGUUACAAGGUCCUCGCCCCCAGCAGUGCUACACGAAGGACAGCACCCAGGGCCGUGUUUUGACAUCACAAGAAUCAUCCUUACUGUUUUAACAAUAACUCUGAUCCUGUUCAGAAACAGGCAUGGGGAAACUUUCUUCCGUAUCCCGUGGAAACCACCUCUGUGAAACAAGACCUGACUUUUUAAUGUUUCCGGGACACGCCACCACCUGUCGGGAGUUUUGUACUGCCCUGUUUGAGGAAACGUUUACAGAAUUUGGUUAACUAAAUCAAAAUCGAUGUAUUUUGAAA
This is a messenger RNA of Oxyura jamaicensis (ruddy duck), 3877 nucleotides long. It is a transcript of the gene ATP13A1, whose product is annotated as ATPase 13A1. Lineage: Eukaryota; Metazoa; Chordata; Aves; Anseriformes; Anatidae. The transcript has 26 exons. Gene Ontology annotation, cellular component: endoplasmic reticulum membrane. The record is from RefSeq and is a predicted model, not a curated record. Gene Ontology annotation, biological process: intracellular calcium ion homeostasis; extraction of mislocalized protein from ER membrane. The coding region runs from base 32 to 3583 and encodes 1183 amino acids. Gene Ontology annotation, molecular function: ATP hydrolysis activity; ATP binding; membrane protein dislocase activity.